AUGUCUCUGAGCACAAGAUCUCACAGGACCUCCAGUGUCUACGGCGGAGCAGGCGGCAGGGGAACCCGCAUCUCCUCAGCCCAGAUGAACUUCUCCUCCGGAGGAUACUCUGGAAGUGGCAACACUUCCGGAGGCUUCAACUUGGCUGAUGGCCUGAGUGGCCUGGACCUCCGUGUUGAUGCCAAUGAGAAGUACAUGAUGCAGAACCUGAAUGACCGCCUGGCCUCCUACAUUGAAAAGGUGAAGUUGCUGGAGAAGGAGAAUGAGCGUCUGGAGAAGCUGAUCAGAGAAUGGUACCACAGCAGGACCGUCGUUGCUCAUGACUACACCCACUACUUCGCCACCAUCGAAGACCUGAAGGACAAGAUCCGCAUCGCCUCCAGAGUCAAUGCUAAGAUUGUCCUGGACAUUGACAAUGCCAAACUGGCCGCCGAUGACUUCAAAAUGAAGUAUGAGAACGAACUGGCUAUGCGCAUGGCAGUGGAGGCUGACAUUGCCGGGCUGAAGAGGGUCAUUGAUGAAAUGAAUCUGGCCAGGAUGGAUCUGGAGAGCCAGUACGAGGGGCUGAAGGACGAGCUGAUCAUGCUCAAGAGGAACCAUGAGGAGGAGCUGGUUCUGCUGAGGUCUAAUGCCGGCUCAGACGUCCAUGUGACAGUGGACGCCUCUCCAUCCAUGGACCUGAAUGGUGCCAUGAGUGAUAUCCGGGAACACUACGAGAGUGUCAUUGCAAAGAACCGCAAAGAACUUGAGUCGUGGUACCAGGGCAAGAUCACUGCAGUGGAACACGAGGUUCUCACUCAGACAGAGACACUGACAUCAUCUCGCACUGAAAUCAAAGAGCUGAAGUCCACCCUACAGAAGCUCCAAAUUGAACUGCAAUCCCAUUUGAGCAUGAAAGCAUCUUUGGAGAUCAACCUGGCAGAGACGCAGGGUCGUUACGCUCAGCAGCUGGCCGGGCUGCAGUUCACUGUGAGCAACCUGGAGGCUCAGCUGGCUCAGAUCCACGCCAGCAUCACCUCCAACAAGCAGGAGUACGACAUGUUGCUGGACCUCAAGACCAGGCUGGAGCUGGAGAUUGCAGAAUACAGGAGGCUGCUGGACGGAGAGGAUGAGAGCUCCAAACAAGUGGUCACCAAAGUCAUCACUGUCGUGGAGACUGUUGUGGAUGGAAGGGUGGUGGAGAGCAGCAAGACUGUGGACGUCGAUGUGGAUGAGAUUCAGUGA
Knipowitschia caucasica is the source of this 1224-nucleotide messenger RNA. Lineage: Eukaryota; Metazoa; Chordata; Actinopteri; Gobiiformes; Gobiidae. The record is from the annotation of a GenBank genome assembly.